AUGAAGCUCAACCCUGAAAAAUGUUCAUUUGGGUUUGAGGAAUGCAAGUUCUUGGGUCAUAUUGUUGGGAAACAAAGCAUCAAGGCUAACCCAAACAAGGUGAAAGUUGUCCUCGAAACCAAACCACCCAAGACCAAGAAGGAAGUUGAAAGCCUGAAUGGGAAGCUUGCAGCCUUGAAGCGUUUUACCUCAAAGUUAGCAAAAAGGUCUCUCCCCUUUUUCAAAACGCUCAAAGGUUGCACUGAUAAGAAGGACUUCAAAUUGACUGAAGAGGCCGAUGAAGCCUUUAACCAAAUGAAGCAACACCUAGCUUCCCUACCUGACAUGGCAGCCCCAGAAACGGGCGAAUUGAUCUCAGUCUACCUCUCAGUUGCCGAAGAAGCAAUAAGCGCGGUCCUCACCAUUGAACGAGAAAAAAUCCAGGCCCAAGUCUUGGCUGAUUUCAUUAUAGAAGUCCCUAAGCAAACCGUCACUGCAGUGAACACUACAACCACUGAACCCUCUGUCCUUGAAGCCUGUAAGCUUUUCACCGAUGGGGCUUCAAGCGUUGAAGGGUCAGGGGCUGGACUCAUUUUGAUCAACCCAGAAGGGUUGGAAUUCACGUAUGUUCUCCGUUUUGACUUUCAGACCAACAAUAACGAGGCUGAAUACGAGGCAUUGAUUGCCGGUUUAAGGUUGGCCAAAGAAAUGAAGGUCCAAAAACUUGAAGUGUUCACAGAUUCAUUACUGGUCUCAAGCCAAGUAAACAAUAGCUAUGUUGCCAAGGAGCCCAACAUGAAAAGAUACAAAGAAAAAUGCAAGGAGCUAAUGAAAACCUUCCAAACAUGCCACAUCAAGCAAAUUCCCAGGUCCCGAAACAAAAAGGCUGAUGCCUUAAGUAAGUUGGCAUCUCUCAUUUUUGCCCACCUCACCAAAAAGGUACUAGUAGAAGUAUUGAAGGCUCCAUCAAUUGACGAAUUGGAAGUUCAAGACGUAGUCACCGAGGAAGAUCCAAAUUGGAUGACUCCCAUCAAAAAGUUCUUAAAAAAUGAACUACCCAAUGAUCAAGUAGAAGCUGAAAGGGUUAAAAUCAAGGCAAGGCAGUACGUACUGCAAGGAGAAACCCUUUACAAAAAGGGUUCCCUUGCCCCCUUGCUAAGAUGUGUUGGUCCUGAGCAAAGUCAAUAUUUGAUCAAAGAGAUUCACGAAGAUUAUUUCACCAAGUGGCCCGAGGUUAAACCACUUGCAAAGAUCACGGGCAAACAGGUCAUCGACUUUGUUUGGGAGAACAUUAUUUGCCGUUAUGGAUUGCCGGGAGUACUCGUCACUGAUAAUGGGAAGCAACUUGCUAAGAAGCCUUUCAGCAUUUGGUGUAAAGAGUACAGGAUCAAUCAGGUCUUCAGCUCAGUGGCUUACCCGCAAUCAAAUGGUCAGGUUGAAAGAACAAAUCGAAGCAUAGUGGAAGAGUGGUCUCAUAGACAGGUUUGA
Molecule: messenger RNA, 1467 nt
Organism: Helianthus annuus (common sunflower)
Lineage: Eukaryota; Viridiplantae; Streptophyta; Magnoliopsida; Asterales; Asteraceae
Exons: 4
Coding region: 1-1467 (488 amino acids)
Biological process (GO): DNA integration
Molecular function (GO): RNA-DNA hybrid ribonuclease activity; nucleic acid binding
Source: RefSeq, a predicted model, not a curated record